CCAACAAGCGCUCGGACGUCGCAACAGAACGUACCAAACACCACACACCACCCCACAAAAAAAAACGACCAUGUUUCACGGCCACCACCGGAGGGCCCUCUCGGUCGCGGCGGGUGCGGCGGCGGCGCACGCAUCGUCGUGGCUGUCGAGCCGCGGUGCUUCCAACCGUUCCGAAACGAGCUCGUGCGAGGGCAUCCCCUCGGCAGGCCCCAACCACAACGCGCCCGUGGCCAUGGGAUGCUCGGACGCCUCCCCCGUCCUUCCGAUCCGAACGGUCCGGCCCAACCCGCACCUGGAAAUCGCCUUUGACGUCCGGACGCGGACCCCCCUGUACGUCAUGGAGAAGCUGACCAAGGCGACGCUCCCGGAGCGGGGAAGCGGCGGGGGCCGGAAGCGCCGGCCCAACUUCUACGAGGACAAGAACGUCGAGGGCGGCGACUUUCGCUCGAGGCUCUCCCACUACCACAAGUCGGGCUUCGACCGGGGCCACAUGGCCCCCGGGGCGGACUUUCCGGGCGAGACGACCGCCGAUACGUACACGCUGUGCAACAUCGCGCCCCAGGACCCCGUCAUGAACAAGGGGAUAUGGAACAGCCUGGAGGAAUGGGUCCGCCGACUCGUCCACUCGGAGGAGGUCCCCCCCGGUGCGGACGUCUACGUCGUGACGGGGCCCCUGUGGCUCCCCAGAAAGCAGGUGGGGGAGGGCCGGUUCGAGUACCGGCACCUGGCGCUUGGCCGGCCGCCCGCGCUGGUGUCGGUGCCCACCCACUUCUGGAAGGUCGUGGUGGUGGUGGAACGGGACGCGCCGGCGGCCUCCACCGGGAGCCCCAUCCUCCGGUUUGCCUGCUUUGUGAUUGGAAACGAGGAGGCCUCUCCCUCGAAAAAGCUCGAGGACUACGUCGUGCCGUGGAAGGACCUGGAGACCGUCACGGGCCUCCGGUUCUUUCCAAAGUGGGCGAGCCCCGAGUGGAAGGACAGGGCCGACCAGCUCACCAAGGCCCGGGUCCCGGCCAGCCUCGGAAGCAACUCCUCGCGGCUCUUUUUGACGGACCGCUCCGCCAAGACGAGAAACCCCAAAUCCGGGAAGGUAUUGCUCGAGCACCUCUGCGCGAACGGGAAGUGCCGGUAGGCCAAGCAACAGAAUGCUUGCUAAUUUUUUUCAUCAAUAGCAAAGCGAUGAAUGGACAAAAGUAUUCAAAUGAAACGAUUUUUGCCUCCCAAGUUCUUGCUUUGGUGAGUGAGGCCGGGAAAGAGUGACAACAUUCAUCACGUUAACAAUAAACUGCAGCUUUUGCC
Molecule: messenger RNA, 1296 nt
Organism: Pseudo-nitzschia multistriata
Lineage: Eukaryota; Bacillariophyta; Bacillariophyceae; Bacillariales; Bacillariaceae
Source: the annotation of a GenBank genome assembly